Molecule: messenger RNA, 1724 nt
Organism: Solanum dulcamara
Lineage: Eukaryota; Viridiplantae; Streptophyta; Magnoliopsida; Solanales; Solanaceae
Product: stemmadenine O-acetyltransferase-like
Exons: 1
Coding region: 49-1398 (449 amino acids)
Source: RefSeq, a predicted model, not a curated record
UACACCAUUUGGAAAAUUACAACGUAGAAACUAACUAAUUUUAGCAAUAUGGAAAUCAUUAUCCUCUCUAAGGAAAAAGUGAAGCCAUCAACACCAACACCUCUACAUCUAAGAAAUCAUAACUUGUGUUUUUUUGAUCAACUAGCAUUUGGAAUAUGCAUCACACCUAUCUUCUUCUACAAAAACAACAACAAUAUUGUUGAUAAUCAUCUCAAGAAUUCCCUCGCAGAAACCUUAACCCUAUUCUAUCCUCUAGCUGGCGAGCUUAGUUCAGAAGAUUCAACUUUUGUGGAUUGUAAUGAUAAUGGAGUUCUUUAUGUGGAGGCUCGUGUAAAGGACGUUUGUAUGGAUGAGUUUCUUCGAAACAUUGAUCUCUCACAACUCAUUAACUUCCUUCCACAAAAUGCAAGCAUGGGUAGCAAGAUGAACUAUGUUCAAACUCUUGAAACCCUAGUUUCUAUACAAGUAACUAGGUUUGAUUGUGGUGGAGUCGCAAUUGGUGGAGUCUUGUUUCAUAAACUCUUGGAUGGAGAUACGAUGAGCAAAUUUUUCAACACGUGGGCUAAGAUUGCAUGUGGAGAUAAUGAUGAUGGAGUUGAAAAUAUGGCGUCUCUUGAUUUCACAUCAUCAUCACUUCUAUUUCCAGCUCAAAAUUUUCCUCAGGAGUUUCUCGAAACCAAAAAAAGGAUAUUUUUCUACGAGGAGAAAUCCCUCGUUAGGAGAUUCGUGUUCUAUGCCAAAGCAAUUGAAUCCAUUAAGAUGAAAGUGUCUAGUGAAAAUGUGCCUAAUCCAAGUCGAGUUGAGGCAUUGACUACUUUCAUUUGGAAGCACAUGAUUUUAGCAACAAGAGCAACAAAGGGAAUUAGCUCAAGGCCAAUCAUGGUAGCACAUCUUGUGAACUUGAGAUCAAGAAUUGAACCAAAAUUGCCUAAUGCAUUUGGGAAUUUAGUCUUUGUAGCAAAUAGUGAAGUUAUAGAAAUGAGUGAUCAUGAAUUGGAAUUGCCUCACUUGUUGGGAAUAGUGAGAGAGAUGUUUGAGACUAUGAAUAGUGAAAACUUGAAAGCUUUGGAAGGAGAUGAUGCACUUGAUUGUAUUGUGGAUAUGGCAACACAAGUUGGGAGCUUAUUGCCACAACUAGAUACUUAUAAGUUCUCAAGUUGGUGCAAUUUUGGACUUUAUGAUGUUGAUUUUGGAUGGGGAAAGCCUAUUUUUAUUGCUCCCUUUAUUGAACCUAUUAGCUCAUUGAAUAAGCAACAAAUUAUCCUUGUGGAAAAUGGAAGGAAUGAUGGAAUUGAGGCUUGGAUCCUUAGAAACAAUGAGGAAAUGCUUGAGUUGGAGAGUGAUGAGGAAUUUCUAGCUUAUGCAUCUCCAAAUCGUAGUUUUCAAUGUGCCCCUUGAUCUUGUUCGAUUUUAUUGGAUGUUCACUACUAAAACACACAGGAAUUUCCAACAGACAUUCAAUCAGAAAUCCAUCAGAAUUUAGUUCGUCAAUAUCUUUUUUUUUAUGAAUUUCCAACUGAUUAUGUUGGAAACAUCUACUAAUAUAAAUCCCUAUCUUAGUAGUGUGUCGUCCAUUUGAAGUACUUAUGUAGGGAUUAUCAUGACAUCUAGAUCGACGUAAGGUGCGUAGCGGUAACUUUUAUGCAGGGAAUAAUAAUAAUGUAGGGAAUGCUUACUUUAAGGGUGGUUUUUUUUAGAUAUUCUGUUUUCACUUCACUUCACUA